Molecule: messenger RNA, 1891 nt
Organism: Daldinia caldariorum
Lineage: Eukaryota; Fungi; Ascomycota; Sordariomycetes; Xylariales; Hypoxylaceae
Product: aldehyde dehydrogenase
Exons: 3
Coding region: 219-1772 (517 amino acids)
Molecular function (GO): aldehyde dehydrogenase (NAD+) activity
Source: RefSeq, a predicted model, not a curated record
UGUUGAGGAUAGGUUAUCUUACAACCACGUUCCCGGCGGAAUCCGAUAAGUUUGCGGCCUUGUGAUAUGCAGAGCUUUGCGGGGAGAUCAGAUAACCCGCUUUCCUUCAAAACAUUCGGCAUCGAACGGCUACCUAGCCUAAGUCCUGAUAAUUAUUCCGUUGUGUUUGCAUCCAAGAUCGACCGACCCUUUCGGAUUGGCAAGCCAUCAUUUACAGAAUGGCGCAAACUUAUCUCAUGUGGGUUGGGGGUAAAGAAGAACCAGGCGAGGGGGAGUUAUUACCAGUAGAAGACCCCGCGACUGGGGAAACCUUUGCAUUUUGUCACACGGCAUCGGCGUCAGAUGUCGAGCGCACUGUCGGUCUCGCCCAGGAGGCUUUUAAAUCAGGCAUCUGGUCCAGGUCCUCGCGCCACCACCGCGCCGAUAUUUUAGACAAAUCUGCAGCGCUUCUCACGGCGUCUCUGCCGAGUCUUAUCGCGCUCGAAGUGCGUCAGACCGGCCGGGCGAUCCGCGAGAUGAACGCUCAGGUUCCGUCGUUAGUACGCUGGUUUAAGUACUAUGCCUCGCUUCUGCGUGUGGAGGAGCAGCCUGUCUUACCGACAGCGGGAAAAUUGCACAAUUUUCUGCAACGCGUGCCGCUCGGUGUUGUGGUACAGAUUACCCCUUUCAAUCAUCCCUUGCUUAUUGCUGUGAAGAAGCUUGCGCCCGCACUGGCCGCUGGAAAUAGCGUCAUCGUGAAGCCGAGCGAAUUAACACCAUUAUCGACAUUGCUACUUGGCCGGAUCCUGAAAGAGGCUGGGGUACCCGAUGGUGUUUUUAACGUUUUACCUGGAUACGGCGUCACCACCGGAAAGGCGCUCGUGCAGCAUUCCCUAGUGAAGAAAGUAGACGUCACAGGAGGGACGGUGGCGGGGAAGGAGAUCGGGAAAAUCGUUGGAGGAAAUCUAGCAAGAUAUACGGCAGAACUUGGUGGAAAGGCGCCUUUGGUCGUAUUUGACACGGCAGAUGUUCAAAUGGCUGUGAAUGGAAUUACGUUCGGUAGUUUUAUUGCCAGCGGACAAACCUGUAUUGCAAGCACGAGGAUUAUUGUUGACAACAAAGUCUUGCCGCAGCUGCUAAAGAAGCUAAAGGCGAAGACGGAGUCGAUCACACGGCGUAUGGGUGCACCCAGCAACCCGGAAUCAAUGAUGGGGCCGUUGAUCUCGGCAAAGCAGCUCGACCGAGUUGAGGCGUUAGUAAACGACGCUGUAAACAGUGGCAAGGCGAAAGUGGUAAUAGGAGGAGGGAGGAUGCGUGGUACCAGCUCGCUAGAUGGGACUGACUUCUCUAAAGGGUACUUCUAUGAACCUACUAUCCUUGUCUCUAAAGAGGGCGAUGACAUUAUCGAGACUUGUAUUUGGCGUGAGGAGGCCUUCGGUCCUGUAAUUGUGGUCUUGGGGUUUGACACAGAAGAUCAGGCUGUCAAACUAGCUAACCAAUCUGAGUUCGGCCUCGGGGCCGGAAUCUGGACCCAGAACCUGGCGCAAGCUUUCCGGGUCUCGGAGCAAAUUGAUGCCGGAAUCACCUGGGUAAACACGCAUCAUCGGAAUGACCCAAGUAGUCCAUGGGGCGGUGCUAAGCCGUCGAGUGGUGUCGGAAGCGAGAAUGGCACGGAUGCUUAUAAUGCGUAUACGCUGAUUAAGAGCGUGAUCAUUAGUUAUGCUUCAACUGAGGAGUCACUCGUGACGGAUGAUUGGUUUAGCGACGGGACGGGACCUGUUAGAUACGGCUAGGGGUCGGGAUAGAUGAUAUUUGGGGUAGAAUUUGGCAUAACCCGUGUGUCGAUUUCAUAGUAGUGUUUUUUUUUUUUUUUUUUUUGAUCACUUGGGUCCUUCACCCUUUACUAUGCAUG